Molecule: messenger RNA, 4439 nt
Organism: Chara braunii
Lineage: Eukaryota; Viridiplantae; Streptophyta; Charophyceae; Charales; Characeae
Source: the annotation of a GenBank genome assembly
GCCGGGAAGAGGACGCGGGAGGAGGCGGUGGAGUGUGGGGUGGGACGGAGUCCCGUGCACGCGCGCAGAAUUGUGGCGCUGACAGUGCCACAUGCGCGCUAAUGCCGUCGUCGCUGACAAGGUCCUUGUCCGGGUCGCGAUCGGAAACACCUGCAGCUUCUGAUGGGCAGCACGGUGGAAUGGGUCCUGUGGUGGCGAUGGUCGGUGUCGGUGUCGGUGUCGGGAUGGGCGAGAUGGGAGUCGGGCCGCAGGCUGGAACGGCUAAUGGGCAACCUCAGGCGAAUGAUGUGGCAAUACUGGAUGCCGAAUGCCGAGAGGAGCUCGGAGCCAAUGGGACGGGGGAGGAGACGGAGACAGACUCUGACACUGAGAAUCGGAUGAUGGACAUAUCCGAUCUAUGUCCGGGAUCGCCGUCUGAACACGUAGACCUCGCAGCUGCCGGACUGCUUGCCACGUCAGCGGAGGGUGACGGCAGCAUUCUCGGGAAUGAUGACACGUGUCAUAGUACACAGAUGUUGCAAUCGGAAUACGUCCCACUGUCUCCACCGAUUUCGAUUGCCGCCCAGCCUGCUUCUCCUCCUCCCUUGGCCCUCCCUCCUCCUCCCCUUCUUCCCCCUCCUCCUCCUCCUGCUGUUUCUGGUGCUGCUACUGCUCCGGUUGCAGUUGCUGGUUCUGGUGCUACGACUCCUCCUCCUCCUUCUCCUUCGGCUGCUAUUUCUCUGUACGAUCUAUACGAGUUUGUGGUGAUGCCCUUUGGCCUAUGCAAUGCACCUGGUACGUUCCAACACGCGAUGAACAAGAUUUUUCAUGAGUACUUAGACAAGUUUAUCGUCGUGUACCUCGACGAUAUCCUUAUCUUUAGUAGGACUGUAGAGGAGCACGCUGAGCACAUGAAAAUAGUGCAAGGUCUUCUGAGACAGCACCAGUACAAGGUUAACUUGGAGAAAUGCGAGUUUGGUCGCACCAAGAUCUUAUACUUGGGUCAUGAAAUUUCAGCAGAUGGGUUGAGGCCAGACGAUGCAAAGGUGGCCAGCAUACAAGACUGGCCCAGACCUCAGAGUGUUACUGAGGUCAGAUCAUUUUUGGGGAUGACGGGCUACUAUCGUCCGUUUGUGAAAAACUAUAGUACUAUAACUUCCCCAUUAACUGAUCUAACUCGACUUGACACCCCUUGGGAGUGGACUGAAGAGUGUGAGGCGGCCGUCAGGAAACUGAAGUAUGCUCUGACACACUAUGAGGUUCUUAAACUUCCCGAUCCUGAUAAGCCAUUUGUCGUGACCACAGACGCCAGCCAGUAUGGCAUAGGCGCGGUCCUUGUGCAAAAGGAGGGGCCUAAGUUGAGACCUGUCGAGUACAUGAAUAAGAAGAUGCCAUCUCAAAAACUAGCAAAGUCCACGUAUGAGCGUGAGCUCUAUGCCCUAUAUAGAGCGCUGGUCCACUGGAGAUAUUAUCUCCUUGACAGAUUCUUCUAUGUGAGAUCUGACCAUGAGACCUUGCGUUGGAUUAAGACACAGCCUGUGCUCUCCGACGCACUCAAGCGGUGGAUACAAGUGAUAGACAUGUAUGGCUAUCAACUUGAUCCAAUCAAGGGCGAGUACAACAAAGUGGCUGAUGCACUAUCUCGUCGGGCAGAUUAUUUGGGCGCGUUGGUUACAAAAUUUGACAUAUCUAACGAUCUCACUCGAUCAUUGGUGGAAGCCUAUCAGCAAGAUCCAGUUAUAUCUGAGAUCAUCCGUAGAUUCCAAGCAAAGGACAAAAAGACUUUGGACGAAUUUGCGAUGGUAGACGGCUUGCUGUUUCUUGAGAAGGCAGGGAAUAAAAGCUUGUGUGUCCCAAAUAGUGAGUCUUUGCGUAGUUUAUUUUUAGCACGAUGGUUAAGCGGGCUACUGCAAUUGCAGGGAUAUGGACACGACUUCCGCGCUUGGGCAGUCAACCAGAAGCUGGAGGACUUCCUCAAGAUGGUGGAAGAUAGGUGGCAUGAUCCUCAGGAGUCCCAAAAGGCCACUGAUGUGAUCUUGACUUUGAGCAACAGACCGUUCAAGUCUGUGAGGGAUGCCACAGACGUUGUAGAGCGUCCGAUCUGUGUUCCUGGAGUACGCUAUGACCCCCAAGUCUUACCAACAACUUACCUGAGGUGUCUUCCCAUGCUACUCAGGAACCAAUUGGUAGGAGAGGCUAACAUCAAUGUGCACAACUUUCCUUCGUUUAGCAAGAAGGCCCUAGACCUGGAUGUAAAGAUAGGUCACGGGCACCAACCCACUACGGAUGGAAGGAAGAAAACACUGCCUCCCAAUUGGAGGGCGAAGGGUCUCAUAAUGUUCGUCGACAACGAUGGAUUCACCAUCGAGUUGGAUGACGACUUCCAUGAGGGAGUAGGUGUAGAGGCAGGCAGCGUGGAGGCUUCAGGGGGUGGAGCAGUCGCUGCCUCAGUUCAAAAAGGCAAGGCGACCGGUAGACGCCGCGGAGGCUCCCGGUCUAGGAGUCAAGUAGACCCCAAUGCUCCUCCAUGGGAGAAAGCGGGUCUCAUCGAGGACAUGUGGAGAGAUCAGUAUACUCGGCAGGCUUGUAUCCGUUGUGGCCAAUAUGGCCAUAAUCAAUUCAAAUGCCGAAACAAGAAGGUAACUGAGAAGAUCCCGCCUACAAUGGGGCAGGCGAUGGGAUCCUCCGCUGCCUUAGGUAGCAAUGUUGCCAGCCGUUCUGGCACAACUCCGGGAAACACGACUGUCGAGGAGCACGUUGGCCACUUAUACAAAGUCCUUAGUCUUCUACGACAACACCAGUUCAAGAUCAAUGGGGAGAAAUGCGAGUUUGGCCGCACCCGGAUCUUGUACCUGGGUCACGAGAUUUCCGCAGAGGGAUUAAAGCCCGAUGACAUGAAGGUGGCCAGCAUUCGUGACUGGCCGCAUCCUCAUUUUGUGACUGAGAUGAGGUCCUUCCUAGGGAUGACCGACUACUACCGCAAUUUUGUAAAGAACUUUAAUAUAGUGGCCGCCCCUUUGACGGACCUAACCCGCCUUGACACCCCGUGGGAGUGGACAAACAUGUGUGAGGCUGCUUUCAGGCAUCUGAAGCAUGCUCUGACGCACCAUGAGGUGUUGAAACUUCUUGAUCCUGACAAAUCGUUUAUAGUAACCAAGGAUGCUGGCCAAUAUGGCAUAGGCGCCGUGCUCGCGCAGGAGGAGGGGCCAAAGUUGAGGCCUAUUGAGUACAUGUUCAAAAAGAUGCCCUCUCAGAAGUUGGCUAAGUCCACCUAUGAGAAGGAGCUCUAUGUGAUUUACAAAGCGCUAACCCAUUGGAGGCACUACCUCCUUGGGAGGUUCUUCUACGUAAGGACUGAUCAUCAGACCCUGAAGUGGAUGAGAACCCAGCCGGUGCUCUCAGAUGCCUUGAAAAGAUGGAUCGAAGUUAUUGAACAACAUGACUUUGAACCUCAGUACAUUAAAGGAGAGUACAAUAGAGUUGCUGAUGUGCUGUCGUGUAGGCCAGACUUCCUCGGUGUGCUGAUCGCUGAGUUUGGGCUUGCGGACGAUGUUACUCGUUCUUUGGUGGAAGCCUAUCCUGAGGAUCCGUUUAUGUUUGAGAUCAUACCCAGACUCGAGGCGAAGGACAAAGCGACUUCUGCCGAGUUUGAGUUGGUCAACGGCCUGCUGCCCGGUGAGAGCCUGUCCAUGGACUUCAUGGACACGCUGGUCACCAGCAAGAGUGGAAUGCGAUAUGUCUAUGUCAUUGUGGAUAGGUUUAGUAAGUAUGCUAGAUUAGUCGCAAUGCCCGCAACAGCCAAGAUUGAGUACGUAAUCAAGCUGUUCAAGGAAAACUGGGUCAGGGACUUUGGAUUGCCAAAGUCUAUUGCGAGUGAUCGGGACGUGCGAUUUACUAGUGAACUGUGGAAGGCUGCAGCUGCAGAACAGGGUACACAACUGCAGAUGACCUCCGGGAACCACCCAGAGGCAAACGGGCAAGCAGAGCAGCUGAACCGCGCUGUUCAACACCUGCUGAGGCACUACAUUAAGCCCAACCGGGUGGACUGGGAUGAGAAACUGGCUCUCAUCGCCAGCCUGUACAACAGUGCUGUGCACAGUGCAACAGGGGAUGGAGUGCCUGGAGACCAAGCUGGAGCGAUGCGCGAUCAGGUGAGUCUCAGCUACCCAAGUGAAAAAUUUUCUGGUCUCGUCCGAUAUCUACGAGUGGCUGCAAGGAUUCCCAGCAAGACGGCUAGAGAUGUUGCUUUGCGUAUUCGAUGGAUGGCAAAAAGGGACAUGAGCAAGAAGAGGAAAGCAGAACAGGAGAACCUCAAUAAGAAGAGCAGCAAGGACAAAAAGGACAGAGUACUUAGACUGACCCUAUCCACUUGUUCUUGUAAUGUUUGAAGUUUUGGAUUUUGUUAUCAUUGGCAUUGUUUGUGAUUUUUUUAGUGAUCCAAAUCAACUGUCAUUUCAACC